Opisthocomus hoazin is the source of this 717-nucleotide messenger RNA. It is a transcript of the gene SLC18A3, whose product is annotated as solute carrier family 18 member A3. Gene Ontology annotation, biological process: transmembrane transport; chemical synaptic transmission. Gene Ontology annotation, cellular component: AP-2 adaptor complex; terminal bouton; AP-1 adaptor complex. The record is from RefSeq and is a predicted model, not a curated record. Gene Ontology annotation, molecular function: acetylcholine transmembrane transporter activity. NCBI's taxonomy places the organism in Eukaryota, Metazoa, Chordata, Aves, Opisthocomiformes, Opisthocomidae.
CCGCUGGCCUUCCGGGAGCCCACCACCGCCAACUGGAUGAAGGAGUCGAUGGGGGCCAGCGAGUGGGAGGUGGGCCUCACCUGGCUGCCCGCCUUCUUCCCCCACGUGCUGGGCGUCUACGUCACCGUCCGGCUGGCCGCCACGUACCCCCACCUCCAGUGGUUUUACGGGGCCCUGGGCAUGGCCGUCAUCGGCGCCAGCUCCUGCCUGGUGCCGGCCUGCAGGAAUUUCGGGCAGGUCAUCGUGCCCCUCUGCGGCAUCUGCUUCGGCAUCGCCCUGGUGGACACGGCCCUGCUGCCCACCCUGGCCUUCCUGGUGGACGUGCGCCACGUCUCCGUCUACGGCAGCGUCUACGCCAUCGCGGACAUCUCCUACUCGGUGGCGUACGCCCUGGGGCCCAUUGUGGCCGGCCAGAUCGUGCACACCCUGGGCUUCGCGCAGCUCAACCUGGGCAUGGGGCUGGCCAACGUGCUUUACGCCCCUGUCCUCCUCUUCCUCAGAAACGUCUGCCAGAUGAAACCCUCUCACUCGGAGAGGAACAUCCUCCUGGAAGAAGGACCCAAGGGACUCUACGACACCAUCAAGAUGGAGGAGCGCAAAGGCGUGGGCAAAAGCCUCCGGCCAGCAGGCGAGGUGGAGGAGAACGGCGUGGACUCGUACCGCAGAGACCUGGCAGGGGUGUCCGAGGAGGACUCAUCGGACUAUGAGUACAGUUAG